Messenger RNA from Passer domesticus (house sparrow), 1593 nucleotides. RefSeq lists its product as uncharacterized. Bases 169 to 1272 code for a protein of 367 amino acids. The transcript is spliced from 14 exons. The record is from RefSeq and is a predicted model, not a curated record. Lineage: Eukaryota; Metazoa; Chordata; Aves; Passeriformes; Passeridae.
UGGGAUGCUGGGAAGGAUUCUCCAUUAGCCUGGCGCUCUGAAGUUGUGAAGCACUCUGAGCAUUCUGCAGAUGUGUCUGCAGGGACGACCUCACCAACUCCUACCUUGGAUGCUGCACAAAAGCCCAGCUCCCAUCACAGGGGUCCUACGACAGGAGAGACCAAAGGCAUGGCAGGCAAGAAAUUCCAGGACCCAUUAGAAGUCAUGUGGCAAAUGCUGAAGGAAUGUCUGCAGAGAAGGCAAGAAAUGAAAGGAGAGCCUGUGCAGAAGGAAGCACUUCCAGGAGGAAGCAGUGGUUCUGUGCCAGCCUCUGCUGCAGGAAGGGAGGCCAUGCCAGGCACAGGCACAGGAGAUGAGGUUGCUGGGAAGGCUUCUCCAUCAGCUUGGAUGAAGAAAGUUUUGAAGCCCUUGGAGCCUCCUGCAGAUAUGUCUCCAGGGAGGACUUCUCCAGCUCCUACCUUGGAUGCUGCACCCAAGCCCAGCUCCUAUGGCAGGGGUCCUCCACCAGAAGAGACCAAAGGCAUGGCAGACAAGAAAUUCCAGAACCCAUUUGAAUUCAUGUGGCAAAUGCUGAAGGAAAUGCUGCAGAGAAGACAAGAAGUGGAUUUUGAGCCUGUGCAGAAGGAAGCAUUUCCCGGAGGAAGCAGUGGUUCCGUGCCAGCCUCUGCUGCAGGAAGAGAGGCCAUGCCAGGCACAGGCACAGGAGCUGAACCUGCCGGUGAAGGCCCCACAUCCAAGACUGAGCCUCUGGGAGAUGCUGAGGGUGUGUCUGCAGGGAGGACUUCUCCAGCUCCAGGGCUGGAUGCUUGGCCCCAACCCAGCUCCCAUGGCAGGGGUCCUCCAAAAGGAAAGACCCAAGAUACUGCAGCCAAAAUGUCUCAUGAGUCAGAUGAAUUCCUGACACAAACACAGAAGGAAGCACCCGGAGGACAAGUGAUGGACCAAAAGGCUGUGCAGAAGGAGGAGCACCCAGGGAGAAGCAGUGGCUCAUUGGCAGCCCCUGCAGCAGAAAGGAAGGCGAUGCCAGACACGGGCACAGGCACAGCAGAUGCAGCCGGCACCACAAGACCUGUUCCCAAUGCCCAGGAUGGCCUUGGAAGGGAUUUCUGUCAGGGAACAGGCUGCUGGCUAGGGUUACUGGCCGGCGUGCUUUGUUUGGAGCUUGUUUUCAUGUUGUGCUGCUUUGGAAUCGGGUAUUCCUGGAACAGAAAACAGAGCACCUCGGGACAGGAGUUGGAAGACGGUGGCUGCACCUCACACCAGACAGCGUGAGCAGCUCCUCCAGCAGCAGGAACGGCCUGGACAGCCCUCUCAAGUCUUCUGUGAAGAGGACCCCAGAACAACCGUCUACGAGGAAGCCUCUUAUUGCCCCGUAGAUCCCACUGCCACCUGCUCUCCCCAUGGGCCUCCCCAAGCUGCCUUCAUCCCUUUUUUCUCUCCAUCUGUCCCAUCCCAGCCAACUCGAGUUCCUCUAGAGACCCCAGGACCAGCCCAGCACCUUCCAGCCCCUCCUGAGACCAACACAUCCCUUCCUCUGCCCCUGAGCCCCCUGGCCUUGCCCUCUAAGCAGCACUGAAGGUGACACCCCACCCU